This is a messenger RNA of Amyelois transitella, 1797 nucleotides long. RefSeq names its product ubiquitin carboxyl-terminal hydrolase 14 (gene Usp14). Lineage: Eukaryota; Metazoa; Arthropoda; Insecta; Lepidoptera; Pyralidae. Bases 126 to 1631 code for a protein of 501 amino acids. Gene Ontology annotation, biological process: regulation of proteasomal protein catabolic process; proteasome-mediated ubiquitin-dependent protein catabolic process; protein deubiquitination. The record is from RefSeq and is a predicted model, not a curated record. The transcript is spliced from 11 exons. Gene Ontology annotation, molecular function: proteasome binding; cysteine-type deubiquitinase activity; protein binding.
UAAAAUCUGACUGGAUCCCAAAUCCCACGGAUGCGAAUCGUGACUUUCAAUAUUUAUCUAUUUUACGAAAUUCAUUUAACUUCAGACUAAUUCUUUUCAGUUGGACGAUAUUUUUUUUCCUAAAGAUGCCGAAAGUUUCUGUCAAAGUGAAAUGGGGCAAAGAGACCUACCCAGGUGUGGAGGUGAACACUGAUGAUGAUCCCGUGCUGUUUAAAGCGCAGAUCUUUGCCUUGACCGGAGUACAACCGGAGAGGCAGAAGGUUGUCUGCAAAGGAAUCACCUUAAAAGAUGAUGAUUGGGGAAAUUUUAAAUUGACCAAUAAUGCAUUGGUGCUGGUGAUGGGCAGCAAAGAGGAGGAUGUCCCGGCAGCCCCUGUCGAGAAGACCAAGUUUGUGGAGGACAUGAACGAGUCUGAGCUUGCUUCAGCUCUGGACCUUCCUGAAGGACUGAUCAAUUUAGGCAACACCUGUUACAUGAAUGCUACCGUUCAAUGUCUUAAGACUGUGCCUGAAUUGAAGAAUGCGCUUCUUAGUUAUGACAAAUCGUCGGGCGGCGGCACGGCGGGCGACCUGACGGCGGCGCUGAGCGAGACCAUGUCGGCGCUGGAGGCGGGCGGCGCGGGCGCGUGCGCGGGCGCGGCGGCGCGGCUGCUGCGCGCGCUGCACAGCACGGCGCCGCGCUUCGCCGAGCGCGGGCCGGGCGGCGCGCUGGCGCAGCAGGACGCGUCCGAGUGCUGGGCCGAGAUCGUGCGCGCGCUGCAGCAGCGGCUGCCCGUCGCGCCGCUCGCCAGCGCUGCGCAAGACCGAACAUCAGUGAUCGAGCAAUACUUUGGGGGCACCCUGGACGUGGAACUGGUCUGUUCGGAGGCAGACGAGCCUCCCACCAAGAGCAAGGAGACGUUCCUGCAGCUGUCAUGCUUCAUCUCUCAGGAUGUCAAGUAUCUUCAGUCCGGACUCAGAUCUAAAAUGUCAGAACAAAUCACAAAAAUGUCACAAACAUUAGGGAGAGAUGCUGUUUACACAAAAACGAGCAAAAUCAGCCGUCUGCCUGCAUACCUGACGGUGCAAUUCGUGCGGUUCUACUUCAAGGAGAAGGAGUCCAUCAACGCCAAGAUCCUGAAGGAUGUCAAGUUCCCCCUCGACCUCGAUGUCUAUGAACUGUGUUCCCCUGAACUGCAGGAGAGGUUGGCGCCCAUGAGGGCCAAGUUCAAGGAAUUAGACGACGCCAGUGUAGAAUCGUCUCUAACCGCUCGGAAUAAGAACCAUGGCGACAGCAAAAAGGAGAAAGGGAAUAAAACUGCCGUGCCAUAUUGGUUUGAGAAUGACGUAGGCAGCAAUAACAGCGGUUACUAUCGCCUCCAAGCUGUGCUCACUCAUCGCGGCAGAUCAUCUUCGUCCGGACAUUACGUGGCGUGGGUCGCGCGCGGGGACACCUGGCUGCGGUGCGACGACGACACUGUCACGCCCGUCAGCGAGGAGGAAGUGCUUAAGCUCAGCGGAGGAGGUGACUGGCACUGCGCAUACCUGCUGCUGUACGGGCCUCGCAUCCUGGAAAUCCCUCAGCCCGAGGAGCCGAUGCUGACGGACAUCAGCGAGGACCCCGCCGGGGAUCCCCCCACAGCGCUCGCGUAAUACCAACAGACAGACUGACCGUUUGUUAUACGAUCUAUAUGGGAUUUUGUGGUAAAAUUUGUUAUAUGCAGUUUUCCGAUCCGUUGAAUGGAUUUUUUUGUAUUGAUUUUCUAAAGCAUUUUUCUGUGAUGCUUUUGUGUUCUAUUUUUAACGUCAAAGAAAGAGU